CUCCUCCUCCUCUCACCACCACCACCACCACCAUCGUCGUCCUCACACAAACCACCACGCACAGCUGUCGAUAUUAUCGUCUGGCGGCGAUCGCGACUACGAGUCAUCUGGCGGCGGACCUCCGACUCACUCACAGGACACAAGGGAGGCCAGAGACGAUCAUCAUCGCGGCGGCAGAGACAGGGAUCGGGCGGGCCCGUCCGGACGAGGCCAGCAAUCGCCCCCGCAUCAUCGGUCUCAACGGCAUCCCCGAGAGCAGAACCAGGUUCGACAAUCGGGAGCCUAUCCACCGCCGCCGCUACUGCCGUCGUCACACAGCCUACUCAAUCCCUAUCAAGGCCUACCCCCACUGCCGCCCGAUCACGCCGCGACAACCGUCGUCCCUUCCGGAUACUAUCAUCUCAAUGUUGCAUCACCAGAUCGUUUGCAGGCAAACUGCUGUAAGAAACCCCACGAGGCAAGGUUUGAACACGGCGAAAAACAAGGGAAAGUCUGCAUAACGAAAGGUGGCUAUGGCGUGGGCGCUGGCAGGGGCGGCUACCAAGACUACAGCGGGUUUAUGAACCACCUGAGCAAGCCGGUGUAUUACGGCGGGCUGCCCCCAGGAGGACCGUCGUUCGGGCCUCGCAGCGUUGGACGAGGUUACGAGGGUGGAGGUUACGGAGGGGAGAUUAUUGGUGGCUACGGGGGCCACGGCUACGCGGGUGGGGGCGGUGGCGUUGGCGUUGGUGUUGGGUCGUAUGGUGGCUCUUCGUAUGGGACGGCCGGACACAUCUAUGGAGGUGGAAUCAGCAGUGGAGGAAUGGUUGGCUCGUAUCAUCCAGGUCGGUUGUUUCCUCAACGCCCAGACGUUCGUCAGGUAGUCGUCUCGGUGCCAUCGGACUGUGUCGAAAUCCAGAACGGACAGGCAGUAGCGCGCUACGAGCUCAUCUCCAUACGCGAACGGCACGGCCGAUUCCGGAAGGCUGUGCCGUUACUUCACCCCUCGCUCGCCAUCAUUCUCGGCAUUUUCAACACACUCUUGCCCGGCACAGGAACGUUCGUGGCAGCCUUCUGCGUCCUAUGCGGUUGUCGUACAGAAUACUCAAGUAGGGGACGCGCAUUCGCGCUUAACUUGCUCGCAGCCCUUAUCCAAACUUUGACUGCGCCCUUCGUCGUGGGAUGGGUGUGGAGCAUCAUGUGGAGCGUCACGUGCGUCAACAUUUCGCUAAACAAGGAUCUACAAGCGAUGAUGCAGCAGCAGAGUGCAACGGAACCCGCAGUGCCCCUAUGACAACCCCCCGCCAGCCUGCCUCCGCGCUGCAAUGGUUAAUUUCUAACAGAACUUAAACAACGCUAUCAAUGCAAUGUUAAACAAGCAAACACUAAGCACCUAGAGUGAAUUCACCAAAGCACAAACCGGAUAAGUUCUGAAGCCCAAAUACAAUCACUUUAAUAAUACAUACUAAGCGCGAUAUUUGUGAGCAAUGCUACAAAUACUCACUAUUCGAGAGCGAACCAAUCAACCAACAACGCUUUCCACAAAUGCUUCCAGUUGUACCGAAAGAAAGGUUGGAUAUAUUGACGAGAGCCUGAACCAAGAGCAUUUUAUUUAAUAAUGACUUCUUAUAGAACGACAACACCUAGCCCGACAUCAUUUUGCAGGGCGUUUCCGGAAAUGAUCACAGCCAUGAGAACUAAUGUGAGUCUAUUCACUUGCUCAAUACGGUGACUCUGUAUUUUCUAUAGCUUGCGUGCGUCUGCCUUCAAGUCAAUUCUCAAUGCCUAGUACCCAUCUGGUAUCACUUAGGUACAUAAAACAAAUAUAGUAGUCAGUGCUGCUGACCAUCCUAUCGAAUAUUACAAUCUAUGGCGGUCGUCUCUUCAGCUGAAAUAAGCACAAAAAAAUAAAAGUGUCCUGGCUAAACUCGAUUCCACGACCAUUCGAAUUACAAAAAAACGUUGUAUACUACAAGUAUACUGGAGGCCAUUUUUUAAAAUUAAUCAGCAUAUGCUAAUGUCUACUGAGAAUAGGAUGCCGUAUUACGUUGAACAAGCUUUACCUGCUCCGUCAUUUGUUUUGCCACACCACCGCUCAACUCCCUGUUCCCAGGCGUCUUUUGUCAUACAACCAGCCACGGCGUUACCGUCUUCCAUUAGCUAUGUUUAAGCAGCGCUGGCCACCGAAGCUCGCGAGUACUUACACAGACGGUUCUCUUACAGUAGAAAGGGGCAGCAACGCACAUGUAGGUUGCCUCACUUUAUUGGCUGGUUGACGACACAAAAAGCUCCCACACUUCCGGGGAUCAUUUUCCCGGCCUAACAGGAUAGCCAUUUACUGACAUUUCUUCAGCGACCGCGAUGACAAUGGAGCCGUAUCAGCGGCAGCUGCAAAUAGGAACGGCUUCAAUGUCGGUGGAACCGCUAGCGAAGCCCAACCGCGCCGACGUGCGUCGGCCGCCGUCGCGGCGGAAUUUUCAGGGAUGCGUACAACGAUAAGCGCAGGACCCAGGCUUUGCUAAGCCAGUGCUAGGCUAACGGUUACGGGUAUGGUAUGCGAUACUAACGGGGUGGAACAGAGAGUAUGCCUUCCUUUUCUCGACCCUAAAUCAAACACAAAACACCACACAUGGCAAACGGACAAACGUCUCCCAGCUCUGGGCAGGUUGGUCCGCCGCUUUCACGUGAAGCCCUUUGAACUCCUCGGUGGUCAGAGUCUGGGCUUUACCAUCAGACAAGAAGCCCAAUACCGUCGAUUUUAUGUAGCUUUUCCCUUAGAAUAGAGCAUAUCUUUGGCAUACUGCAGAUCUAAUUGGCAUAUCAUAAUGCUAAGUACAAAAAAUGCCAAGUUCCAGUAGACCCGUGUCAGAAUCUCUCAACAAAUGUUACAGAUGUGCUCUUCAAAAAGGCAGGCUUGCAGCUGUAUUACCUUUCCUCAAACCAAACAGACAUAACUUAACCUUAUUCCACAUCUCUCCAUAGACACACAUGGAAUUUGCGAUGAACGACGGAGUCAAUAGGACGCACUAGAAAUGGUAGAACUGUCACUAUUUCAUGAGUGUUUUCAAAGGUCUGGUAGUGGAGCUGGUGGUGCAGUGUGAGAAAUACAAUUUUUCUGGAAAAAGCCGAUUAUACUUUUUUGCUUUACGGUGUGAUACAUGUGAUAUACUUGUGUCGAUAUGUUGAUGGCCCUUUCCUUCAACACCUACUCACUGUUCUGACGAUGGUGAACCGCGUCCGUAAAUCUGCGUCCAGUAGAUCAAAAGGUGUAUAGCAAUUACAAAGAAAAAAUAUAAGAAAAAGUGAAAAAAAAAGGGUAAAAUAAAAGUAUUAUGGAAAUUAUUUGAAAAUAUACGGCCAACUGGCUCAAUACGAUCAAGGAAUUGGGGGGUUCAGAGAACAGGAAUAAAUGUCAAAGAGAUGCAGAAACGUAACACGGAUGUUUCCGAAAAAAAAAAAAAUAUCAAUAAAAGCUUAGAAAAAUGAAGAGCACGCAGCUUUGCUUUGUUUAGAGAGGGCCGUCGUCUGUGAUACAUAUUGUUCGACAAAUCGUUAACCAGUAGCUAAACAACGACGCAAUGGGCAAACGGAGUCAUUUGAUUGCUUCAGUAGCUGAAUAAAGAAGAAAAAGAUAAGAACGAAGGAGGAAAGGAAAAAAUUCAAUGAUGAUGGCAGAUGAAGUUUAACUGAGAUCGGCGUGCAGGGAUGCAGUACGCGAGGUGUUUAGUAUAACCAAAAAGAAGUAGAGGAGUGGUGGUAAUAUAUAGUUGCGGUAGCAGCAACAUAUGUCUCUUAUGAAACGUUUGCAUGUAGCGUGCGGGAGGGCACAGGGCCGAGUUAACCCUCUCGGAGGCCCAGGAAAUCUAGGACCACAAUAAUGACGAUAUCAAUACAUAAUAUAUAUACAUAUAUUGAGAUCAAACGUUCAAAGGUUCAAACUAUAGGUACUGGUCAUAAUGAUGAUAACUAUACAUACAACAAUAUUCUAUAUCAACAAAACCUAUGACGACUUACAGAACACAAACGCUAGUUACUAGUUAACGAAACAGAAGGAAGCAAAUCAAGAAUGAUGUAAGAAUAUAGAAAAAUGAAAAGCGGAACAUAUACGCGGACAGAAGUAAAAGUCUAACCAGGAAGCUAGGGUACGUGAACUAGCAAAAAAGGAAGGCGCAAAUGACCUAAUUCCACCCAGUGGGUAGUAAUAAUGGUUUGUCUCGGAACCGCGAUUCGCCGCGCCUGCAUAGGAUUAGGUGUAGGGCUGAGUUGGAGCAAGCGGAAGAAAGAAGGACGAAGAUAAUUAAGCAAGUUAAGGUUUCGUUCACGUUUUGCCUUAGAAGCGUUUGCCUGAAUCGCGAAUGAUAUACAAAACACAACGAGGUCGAGAGAAGGGCAAUGAGACGGGGCCGACGAAAUGUAGAAGUGGAUGAAGAGCAACGAAGACAGAAAAGAAACUACAAAAUGACUGAUGAGCUGAAUAGUGUGCAAUGCUAUUUUUUGUGACCUUUAAUGGCGUUGAUGAUGGCGGUGAUCAUGAAUGGACUGAGUAGAAACCUACGAUAGGAGUAACGAAUAGAAUAGCUAGAAAACAAUAAAAAAUAAACUAAUUCAUGAGUGGCGAGAUACACGACAAAAGACAACCGUAGAUGCCUAGAAAAAAAGUAAUGGUUACUGCUAUUAUUAUUGUGAUAAUAUGAAUAAGCGUAUGAGAUGGAAACUUACGAGGACGAGGUAUUAAGAAUUAUAAAGACGAGUAUGAGUGCCAGUAAAGAAGAAGAGAAGCUGACGAGAAGAACGAGUAUGUUAGCCAGAAUACAGCUGAGAUAGCUGCUUUUUCAUUACCGAGUCCCGCGACGACGGGGGGCCGAAGCAGUAAACGGACAUGAGUACAGAUCGCGGACAACGACGUUACUGCUUACGAAAGACCAACAGUGUUGAUAGCAUUCGGACGAAGAGAAAUAGAAGCACCCUUGCAUGGUGACGAGAAUCAUACGGUUACUGUUAUCGCUGUUGUUCAAUACCCCUGUUUUUGAUAGGUCUCACAGUGAGAGCUACGACCCUCUUUUAUCCAAUACGUGGUCAUUCCAAUAGUUACGUGUAACUAGAUUGAUAGAUGAUUGAAAAAAAAAUGCUAUACUUCGGUAACUAACUAGCAGUUAAGUCCGUUCUAAAGCUCUUGACUAUGAUUAUGUGUUUAAUAACUAGCCCACGAUUAAAGAAAACAGCAGGACAACCCUAACGAACCACGUUGACGACAUCAUCUGCUGUAAGGUAGAUAAUACAAUGAGUCCAGAAACGUCGAACACGAGGUACACGAAAACAAAGUUUGUCUGCAAUUGACGUAGGGGAUGUUGUACGCCUUAUCGUAGCACAUUAACACAAUUAUAAUACGAACAGUAAAUGCCCCAAAAGAGCUAUUUCUUUUCCUUCUAUUGGGCCAGUUCUGAAGCUACAUGACAGCCAAGAAUGAUGAGUAAUAAACGCGCAUUGUGAUAAAGUUCACCAUUUAUUAUACACAUCCGAAACCGCAUUCCUUGCUUGUUGGCCUCUUG
Molecule: messenger RNA, 5528 nt
Organism: Varroa destructor (honeybee mite)
Lineage: Eukaryota; Metazoa; Arthropoda; Arachnida; Mesostigmata; Varroidae
Source: RefSeq, a predicted model, not a curated record